Messenger RNA from Agelaius phoeniceus (red-winged blackbird), 870 nucleotides. Lineage: Eukaryota; Metazoa; Chordata; Aves; Passeriformes; Icteridae. The record is from RefSeq and is a predicted model, not a curated record.
GCCAUGGAGUCCGUGGCCCUGUACAGCUUCCAGGCCACGGAGGAGGACGAGCUGCCCUUCCAGAAAGGGGACACCCUGAAGAUCCUCAACAUGGAGGAUGACCAGAACUGGUUCAAGGCUGAGCUGUUCGGCCGCGAGGGCUUUGUCCCCAAAAACUACAUCAAGGUCAAGCCACACCCGUGGUACGCGGGCAGGAUCUCCCGGCACCUGGCGGAGGAACGGCUGCUCCAGCGCAAUCACCUGGGAGCCUUCCUGAUCCGCGACAGCGAGAGCGCCCCGGGCGAGUUCUCCCUCUCCGUCAGCUACGGGAAGCAGGUCCAGCACUUCAAGGUGCUCAGGGAGAGGAAUGGCAAAUAUUUCCUCUGGGAGGAAAAGUUCAACUCCCUCAACGAGCUGGUGGAUUUCUACAGGAUGACCACGAUCGCCAAAGAGCAGCAGAUUUUCCUGUGGGACGAGGACCAGACCCAGGAGCAGGGAUCCCAGGGCUCGUCCUCCUCCCGUGGUGGCACAGCCUCCCCACCAGGACCCAGGCAGUGCCACCCAGUGCCAGGGGCUGGCAGAUGGGGACCCCUCUCCUCCCACCAACCCCGGCCCUCGGCUUCCCUGCAGGUGAGGAGACCCCGGUUCGUGCAAGCCCAGUUUGACUUCUCAGCCCAGGAGGGCUCCCAGCUGCCCUUCCUGCGGGGGGACAUCAUUGAGGUCCUGAGCUGCCCCGACCCGAACUGGUGGCAGGGGAAGAUCUACAGCCGUGUGGGACUCUUCCCACGGAGCUACGUCCACCCCAUCCACAAGUGACCUUCAGGUGGCCAUCCAGUGACCAUCCAGUGACCAUCCAGUGACCAUCCAUGAGUGACCUUCAGGUGACCAUCC